AUUGCAGAGCCUCCGCCUCCACCCACACUUUCCGUGCAGCCCAAGCACCAGGAGUAUUUUGAAGGCGAGGCCAUCCGGUUCAUCUGCUCGGCUUAUCGAAACAUGACGGUGUUUCAAAACUUGACGGUGCAAGGUUAUCGAUUCUUCCGAGAAGAUGGACGGCAAAUCUUCGAAACAGCCCCCAAUGCUUAUAGACAGGGCAUAAUGGAUCUUCGGGCACAAAUGAAUGACACUGGAAGUUAUAGCUGUGCUUACUGGCUGGAGGAAGCAAGCCAGGAGGUUCAGCUGGCCCAAAGCCUUGCCACCCGCAUCCAAGUGAAGGAGGCCCCAUCAGCUCCAUCUCUGUCUGUGAAUUCCACAUCUUUCCACCUGGGAGACUCCAUCAGCCUGAAAUGCUCAGCUCCACCUGAAACUAAUAAAAUUACGCAGUUUCACUUAACUGGAGAAAAAAUGGGCAUCUUGGUCGUAUAUACACACAAGAGCAUCUACAGCUACAACCUAACCAUCAAGGAAGACAAGGAUGUGGGAAACUUCAGAUGUGCCUACAGUCAGCUUCUCUCUGGAAGAAAUGUACUUUCCAGGAGCAGCAAACCUAUCUUCAUCGAUGGGCUAGGUGUCAGAUGGGUUCGAAUGUUGGCUGUCGGGGGAUCUUUCUUCACCAUGAAUGGUCUCAUCUUCUUAAUCUCCCAUUGUCUUUCUUUAAAAUACAGAUCUCCUCUUCAGACGACUGAAAGAACCAUCUGACCAUGGUCUAUCUCCAUCAACUUCUAUGUGGCUGAAGUGUUGUUGAAUUGAAGGUUUUCAUCAGGUGGUUCAGCCAAUAUGUUACAUGUCCCCUUAAGGCACUGACAGAAUGUGAUGCCUUUCUCUCUUCAAAGAACCAAAAAAAAAAAAAAGUUAUUUCUGCAGUCUUGCCUUUUCAGCUGAGGUUAUCCUGUAGUUUGGAGUUUCUUAGAAGUAUAUAAAUAAGCUCCGCAAGAAGUUAUGACUUUUGCAAAUUGUUGCUGCUGCUGCUGUUUUAAAUAAAGCAGGGUUUUUCCCUUUCAA
Molecule: messenger RNA, 1047 nt
Organism: Python bivittatus (Burmese python)
Lineage: Eukaryota; Metazoa; Chordata; Lepidosauria; Squamata; Pythonidae
Source: RefSeq, a predicted model, not a curated record